Messenger RNA from Chaetomium globosum CBS 148.51, 3249 nucleotides. RefSeq lists its product as uncharacterized. Bases 1 to 3249 code for a protein of 1082 amino acids. The record is from RefSeq and is a predicted model, not a curated record. The transcript is spliced from 2 exons. NCBI's taxonomy places the organism in Eukaryota, Fungi, Ascomycota, Sordariomycetes, Sordariales, Chaetomiaceae.
AUGACCAACCCAAACUCCUUCCCCUCCACCACCACCACCCUCAUCACCGACGCCCCACCACCCAACACCCCAAACCAACCCAACAACAACAACAGCAGCAGCAGCAGCAGCAGCGGCGGCGGCGGCGGCUCCAUCAUCGACUCCUUCCCCACGCUCUUCCCCCUUGUCAUCGCCGGCGCCUGCGUGCUCGGCCUGAUCCUCGCCUUCCUCAUCAUCUGGUUCACGCGGCGGGCGGCGCCCGCCUCUGCGCCCAACCAUCCCGCAAAGGCGGUGGUGCCGACGACGCGGUGCUGCUCAGUCCCGAGGAGCAGCAGCGCGCGGUCGUCGGGCGAGGGUGAUGAUAAGGGGGGGGGUGGUGGGUUGGGUGGGUCGGCCAGGAGGAAGUUGCAGAAGGCGUGUUCGGUGGGCGCGGAGCCCGUGUGGUGGGCGCGGGAGGGGGGCAGUGGGUUGUUGAGUGAUGAUGAGGAUGGGGAGGGCCGCGGGUGGCCGAGGAGGCAUGUUAGUUUGCCGUUGAUUCCGAGGGCGUGUAGUAAGGGGCAUUUUCAUUUUGGGGUGGGGGGUGGGAUUGGGGGUUCGUCGUGUCGGUGGCCGGGGAGGGGUGGAGUGGAUAUGGGGGAGGUGAAGGGGGUGGGGAAGCGGAAGCCGGCGUGGAUUGAUGAGGAUGCGUUGCAUGGGCCGAAGGUUAGUGGUGGUGGGAAGAAGAAGAAUAAGGGGCGCGGGUCCUGGCCGUUGAGGAACCGCACGCCGACCCUGCCGAGGGUGCAUCAUACUGUUCAUGGGUACCCGUAUAUGAUGUCGGGGGCGAGGGGUGAGUCGUCGGAGGCAUUGCUGGGUGAGAGUCGACCGAAGACAGCGACUGGGCUGGAGUAUGCCCAGCUACGGGCAUCCUCGAGGGAUCUUCCUCAGCCUCCCAAGCCUGCUCUCGUUUCCAACAGGGAGAGGCGCACCAUCAGACCAUCGGUUACCAUGGGGUAUGUGUACGGCGCCUCGAAGAUCCCAACACCGUUCUUGAGUCCUCCUGCCAGCCCGGUUCAGUCUGCUCCGACCACGCCGCAGAGACAUAGGGGUCGGCAGCGGUCGACUGAUUCGACCUUGACUGAUAUCUUGAGAUCGACCGAAGAGCGGCUACGAGAAGGGAGCGUUUCUGGUACAACUAGAAUCCGGAGGGCUACCGCAUCACCUACUAGGGCGUCACCUGGCAAGGUCUUUGGCCCCAGGGAAUACGGGGUGCCGGUAUCUCGCGCGAGAACCCCGAGCCCAAGCAAGAUCGUUACCGGGGAGCCCUUCACCCCUGGCCACAGGCGGCAAACCUCGCGGCAGUCUGUUUCUUCAGAUAGUGACAGCCUUGUGGGCGAGCAACGCCCAGUUUCGGAUGUUCCAUCAGGGCUCACAAGCCCGAGCCGGGCGCAGAAGAAACAAGAACCCGAAAGACAACUGCUUCCGGCGCAGUCAACCCGCACUUCGCUCUCGUCUGAGCUCUCCACGCUAUACAGCGAGGAUGAAAUGCCAGACGAGGUCAAGCGGGCCAUCAUGCCCCUCGAGGGCCUCGUGGUGCAGCCCCAACAAGCUACCAAAGUUCGCCCCCCGUCGAUAAACGACCCGUUCGUCAGCGCGCCCCUCGCGCUGUCGGUCUCCCGGGCGGCAUCCGUCGGCGGCUGGCCGACUAAGCAUAGCAAGUCCCAAGACCUCCUACGGCAAAGCGUGCAGCGAUCACAACGGCUGCGCAGUAUGACGGUUGGUCACACCCGUGCUCAGUCUCAGGGUCUGAUCCUGGCACCUGGUCCUGCGAUCCACAGACCAAAGGCGGGUGUGUUGCCGAGUAUCUCGCCCUCGCGCAAGGAAUCGGUGAUCAUCCCCCCAUCUAUGCAGCCGUACAUUGUAUCGAGGGCUUCGGAACCGCCGCCGUCCCCAACCAGGCAGUCACUUACGGGCAACAGCCCGAAUAAACCGCUCUUCCUCCGAGUAACCAAGACCAGCACGCUAAGCACCAUUCCCUUGCUCCCACCGCCAUCAGCCCCAAGCAUCGACAUAUUCAGCAAGGCAGAGUCUAAGCAGCACUCACCGAGUAAAACAGCCACCAUAACCGGGCAGCAGCAGCAGCAGCCAGAACGCCGCUCCAAAAUCCUACUGCUCUCAUCCACGGAGCGCUCCAGCGCGCCGGCCUCCCCAACCCGGCGCGUAGGCGGAGAACUACGCCUAUCCCUCAUCCUACCGCCCAAACCACUCCAAGGCCUCCAACACCAGCGCGCCAGCGCCUCCUCGUCAGUCUACUCGCAGGAAGCCAGCCCCACCACAACCACCGCAACCGCCCAAACAGCCAUCGAACUCAACCGGGCCAACUUCCGCGCCAACUCCUCGCUCUACCCAGCCCCCCUCUCCCCACACCCCCAACAAAAACAAAACAACCCCAACCCCUCCUCCGAACUCCCCCUCGACAACAACAACAACAACACCACCACCACCAUCACCACCACCACCACCCCCCCACCACCAACCACCACCAACCCCCCAGACAACGACGACGAAGACACCCCCCUCGCCCUAACCGCCACCAUCACCUCCCUGCGCCGCAUGAACAGCGGCCUGAGCACCGUGUCCAGUCUGCUGAGCAUUGCGGACAGGGAUCUGAGUCCUAGUCCCAGUCCGAGUCCGAGUCCGGAUAGGGUGUCGGGGAUGGCGGUGAGCGGGGUGGUUGGUGAGGAUGGCGGUGGUGCUGCUGGCGAUGGUGGUUCGCCAGAGCGGUUUGGUGGGUUUGGUGGGUUUGGUGGGGGAGGCGGAGGGGAGAGUCCCCGGUCGAGGCGGAAGAGUAUUGGGACGAGGAAUUAUUAUAUUCUGGGGGGUGGGAACGGGGUGUCGUCGCGGAGGGGGAGUCGGGUUGUGAGCUGUGGUGGUGGUGGUGGGCGGAGGUCGAGUGCCGUGCUGAGACUGUCGCAGUCGGAGUUUGCGGCUGUCGGUGAGGAGGGGAAGGAGAAUAGCACGGGGAUGGGGGGGUUCAAGGUGGCAGCGGGGGAGUUUACUUUUGAAGUGAGCAAUCCUAAUGUUUCGGGGAAGGGCGGGCUUGGGUUGAGGGAGGGGAGCAGCGGGAGUGUGAAUGCACUGGUGAUGCCGCAGCAGAAGGACUCGCAGAGACUAUCCCUUGCGUGGAGGCCAGCGGAAGGGGGUGCCUCGAGGAAUGGCUCGCCGGCGAGGUUCAACGGCAGCCCAUCGAGGCAGAGCAUGAGGAGUGUGGAAAUGUUUGGGCUUGUAUGA